Micropterus dolomieu (smallmouth bass) is the source of this 2455-nucleotide messenger RNA. It is a transcript of the gene st3gal8, whose product is annotated as ST3 beta-galactoside alpha-2,3-sialyltransferase 8. The coding region runs from base 333 to 1466 and encodes 377 amino acids. Gene Ontology annotation, molecular function: beta-galactoside (CMP) alpha-2,3-sialyltransferase activity. Lineage: Eukaryota; Metazoa; Chordata; Actinopteri; Centrarchiformes; Centrarchidae. The transcript is spliced from 10 exons. The record is from RefSeq and is a predicted model, not a curated record.
CAAUGAUGUUGUGGACUUGGUCUCUCGGCUCUGCAUCAUCAUGCCCUCAACCCUUCAGUUUCACAAAGAAGAAAAACCAUCCGGCCGCUGCUGCUUCAUGUGUGACCAUCGAUCCUGUCUCCACCAGUCUGAAAGCAGCGUGCUUCAUAGGAUAGAAAGUUAAACAAUCAGACUUCAUGGAGAUAAAGCUGAGCAGAGAGAUGACCGAACAGAGGAAAAUGUCCAACAGAUGACACAGUUCAAAUCAGCUGACAUUGCAGGCUGAACAGUUGAUUCACAGUUCAACAACACGUCCUUCCUCCUGCCGCCGUCCACUCAUCGUCUGUCCAGCCAUGUUGUUGAGGAGGAAGCUGUGCGUUGCUGUGGUGAUUGCUACCAUCCUCUUCCUCAUGCUCGCCAGUCAGAGCAUCCAAAGGAGACAUUUCCUGCAUCUGUCAUUAGUAAUUCCCAUCAACCGGGCCACUCCCAUCAGCCAGGCCACAGUCAGUGGCAAGGCGACAGUAGUUAAACCCGCAGCGUCUCCUGCUGAUCUGACCCCUGACCCUGAUCCUGACCCUCCCAGGCCCCCCCAACCUGAAGCCGAAGAGAAUCCUUCAGUCAACUCCCAGUAUGACCAGAGGUCGUGUGGUUGUCCUAAGUCCUGUAUUUCAGACCCAGGGGGUUCAGUCUGGUUCACCAAACGCUAUGACCCCAAACAGCAGCCUGUCCUUCAAGACACCAACUACAACUUUGACCCUGAUGCGCUCAAAUGGUGGCUGGGUCUUCAACGGUCGGGUACGGACCAGAAUCCAAAGGAAGUGAUGUCAAAGAUGUUCCGGGUAAUUUCCCCACCCGGUGUGGACUUCAGUCCCCUCCCCUCCCGUUGCCGUAGUUGCGCAGUGGUCGGAAACUCCGGCAACUUACAGCGGUCAGGACACGGCAACCUGAUCGACUCCCACAACUCUGUAAUCCGGAUGAACAAGGCAGUGACUCGAGGAUUUGAGAAAGAUGUUGGGAAUCGGACUACACAUCACAUAGUGUACCCAGAGAGCGCUGUGGAUGUUGAUCGUGGCGUCAGCCUUGUCCUGCUGCCAUUUAAACUGAGAGAUCUGGAGUGGCUGACCAGUGCGCUGUCCACUGGCGAAGUAAAAAUGACCUACAUGAGGGUUAGAGACAGAGUGGAGGCUGAAAAAGACAAGGUUCUGGUGGUGAACCCGGAGUUCUUGAAGUAUGUUAAUGACCACUGGACUGAGAACCACGGUCGCUACCCAUCCACCGGCAUGCUUGCCAUCAUCUUUGCUCUGCACACCUGUGAUCAGGUGUCAGUGUUUGGUUACGGAGCCGACCAGCAGGGGAACUGGCAUCACUACUGGGAGGCGAAUCGCUAUGCUGGAGCCUUUAAGACGACCGGCGUCCACAAUGCCGACUUCGAAACAAAGAUCAUCAACCAGCUCCACAAGGAGGGCAAGAUCAGUCUGCACCUGUGACACCACCGCUGACCUACUGACCUACAGACAGACCUUCUGUCUCAUGGACUUAACAGACCUGCUGACUGAUGGACUGAUUUGCUUACUGACCAGCAGAUCAUCAACCACUUAAUUGUUGAGACCAAGAACCAGCUACAUCUUGUCUGGUAUCCAGCUGAGAGUCGGCACAUCCGACUGUCCUCUGGCACUGAGUAACCAAAUUUGAGCCCGACUCUAAACCGUAUAUGGCAUUCAAAAAUUUCGAUAUAAAGAAAUAAUGUGACGUCAACACUUUCAUGACAUAGAUAUAAACUUAUUUACCACCAUGUGGUUUAACAGAAGUUUUCUGUUUCAACUCUUUAGUUUUAUGUUUCCACACCCUGACAUUUUUCAACUUAAAGCAGUGUUACAAGAUAAAAAAAAUUCACCUCUUUACCACAGCGUGAAGUUGUGUUAACACAAUAUCAAUAAAUAAAAAUGUAAAUGUAAAAAAGCCAGAUUGGAACUUCAGAUUACCAAACACCUGAAAGCUACACCCACACAAUAUCUAACAUUGCAUAGGUCCCACUUUAAGUCACCACACCUAUUAUAGUAAUGUUAACUUUAGGAAACAACCAUGUAGAGAUUGGGGAAAUUUUUGUGUUUGUUAAACGUUACCUCCUAAAAUCCCAGUCAUCAUAGAACCGUCUCAGAAAUAUCAGAUAAGGGAGAAUCUGGUGGUGAUUUUAUAGGAGGGUCUGUAAUGUCAGGCAGACUUCAAUGCUUAGGAAAAGAUAGCUGUGUGUGUGCGAAUAUACACUGCUAAAAAAAAUAAAUAAAUAAAAAAAAGGGGAACACUAAAAUAACACAUCCUAGAUCUGAAUGAAUUAAAUAAUCUUAUUAAAUACCCUCUUUAUAGAAUAGUAGAAUGUGCUGACAACAAAAUCACACAAAAAUUAUCAAUGGAAAUCAAAUUUAUCAACCCAUGGAGGUCUGGAUUUGGAGUCACACUCAAAAUCAAAGUGGAAAAC